CGUGUGUGCCCCGCUGACCCGCGCGCGACGCGAGCAGUUGAACAAUUGCGACGCCCUCUAGCCACUGGAACCACAUUGUAAUAUUGCUUGAUGCAAAGUGAUGGCUUCCGUGCAGUCCUUUUCGCCCUCCAGCGGGCUACAUUCCAUCACUGUUGACAGCCAAUUGGCCGCGCAGCACCUGGCAAAAAACAACGAUGGGCGCGAGAACGUCUUCCAACGUGUAGCGCCCGGAGAAGCGCUGGGCAGCUCCAACGACCAAGUCGUCGUGGUUAAAAACUCCAGCUGCUCAAAAAUAGACCUGCUCAUCGCGGACCUGGUGUACCGCGUGGACGAGGAUUUAGUGAAGGCUCUCAACACCUUUUUGCUGCACGAGGAGGCGCCAUUCGGCGGCUACUACUUCGUCUGGGAUGCUGCGCAGGAGCUACAGCGCCUCACCGCCAAGAAGUCCAACAAGGCGGCAGCACUAAAGGGCUUCCUCGGCAGCUUUGCGCAGCAGUACGGCUUCAGCGUCGCGGCGUUUGAGGAGUGGCAGGAAGUCAUGUACGCCAAGAACCGCCGGGACCACACGGGCUACCCACUGGAGACGCGGACCGAGGACCUGACCUUCCUCCGCGGCUUGAUGGACAAGGCCGACAGCUGCAUCCAGCCGUACAAAAACGCCGUGUUCGCGCUUGUGGUGGCAGCGGAGAAGAUGAGUCUGAAGUAGAGGCCAAAGGGUAUGGCCGGCGACGAGGAGGAGGAUCAGGGUGCGGCACCUGAGGAGCCGCGCGGGCAGCAGGCGCGGAGGAUGCCUGCGGGGAUGUAUGGAGAAGAUCGAGGUAGCGGGCUGGCUGCAAGGAUAUGUACGGUGUUGAGCCCAGCGUGAUGGUAAUGAAUUGAGGGGCGCGUUCUUACACAAUCAAAUUCGUGCACAUCGCAUGCAUGUUAAAAGUGCUAGUGUGAACGCAGCAGGAGGGGCUCGCGCCCCAUGUCUGGCCCGCUGCGGGCGUCCACAGUUCUGGUACGGUAUGCCAGUCAUGGCUGGUCUGCCAUGCAGGGCACGGCAGGCGAGGUUCGCGUGUAGGGCGGGUGGCCCAUUGCAUGGUUUUUGGGUGAAGCAUGCAUGUCGUGGUUAGGUGCCCGAAAGAUAUGUAGGGUGUUCAGCAGAGCUGGGCGGGGGUCCUCGGGUAGCGAGUGAGUGCGAGUGGGAGCCGUACGUAUUGAGUCCUGAUGCAGUCGGCCAGGGGUUACUCACGGGUGUAGAAGCAUGGCACGGUGCGCCCACACGCUGUGCAAGUGUGCAUGGUCGAGUGCUGCAUGCUGAAUCGAGCGAUCAGCAGCGCCGAGUGAGUACUGAGUCAGUGGCUAGAAGCAGAACUAAUUGGAUGGGCCACAGAAAGGCAAGGGGCCAAGGGCCCCGCGGUCAGACUUCAGCAUAUAGACUCGCGUUGUUUAUCGCACACCACUUUCGUGUUGCAUGGCAUAACGAUGACUUGACACUGUAUGCAAGGCAGACCGAUAGAAAGUGGCU
Chlamydomonas reinhardtii is the source of this 1510-nucleotide messenger RNA. RefSeq lists its product as uncharacterized. NCBI's taxonomy places the organism in Eukaryota, Viridiplantae, Chlorophyta, Chlorophyceae, Chlamydomonadales, Chlamydomonadaceae. The record is from RefSeq and is a predicted model, not a curated record. The coding region runs from base 101 to 706 and encodes 201 amino acids. The transcript has 2 exons.